This is a messenger RNA of Fonsecaea monophora, 600 nucleotides long. RefSeq lists its product as hypothetical. NCBI's taxonomy places the organism in Eukaryota, Fungi, Ascomycota, Eurotiomycetes, Chaetothyriales, Herpotrichiellaceae. The record is from RefSeq and is a predicted model, not a curated record. The transcript has 3 exons. Bases 1 to 600 code for a protein of 199 amino acids.
AUGGCAGUUCCGGCAUCUUCCGGUGCCCUGACAGCGUUCGCGAUACUCCAGCUGGUCCUAGGCUUCAUUGCUCUGAUACUUGCAACCUUUGCCGCCGUCUGUUUCGGCGUCGAAUUCGCGUAUGGCGUCGUUUGGUGGUCGUUUGGCUGGACACUGGUCACCGCUUGCCUUCACUGGUGGACUGAUGACCUUCGACGCUCGACCAUAGAACAAGCGAUCCAUCUUGCCUUUGCAGCUUUCACUCUGAUCAGCUGGGUGGUGGCCACUGGCGUGCUUGUUUCUUUGAACAUACAUUUGCACCACCUCUCCGAGAUCUACGCAGAUGAUAUCAGGAAUGAUGUCCCACUGACUGGCGAGUUGUUGACCCAUCAAUUCAACAGCCUGGGUUUGGGCGGGCUUUAUUGCAGCUACGCGGCCAACGCAGUGACGGGUGUCAUCUUCAUGAUAUUCUUCUUAUCAUUCUAUCGAGGCAUCAAACUCCUGAGACUAUCCAGGGCAGCCAUGUCGAGCGACAAUUCGGAGCCGCACCUUUCAUAUGAGAAACUUACGAUGCAGGAGCAAGUGGUGCGAAAGAUGGCAUCCGCAUCCUCAUCCUCGUGA